AUGGAUAACCAAUGCCACUGUUCCACCAACAGCGAAAGGUUUUCAAAUCCGAUCCUCUACAACAUCCUCAGCCAAAUGGAUAGCGGCAAACGCAGUGCGGGCAGCCUCGGUUACGGCGCCGUGCCUCACAGAUGCAGCUGUGAGGUGCGACGGACAGUGUGCCUGAGGAGGCCUGAGGAGAUCUGCAAAGAAGCGUCGGCCGUGCUGGUCAAAACUCUCCACUUCAUGAAGAACUUGCCCGCCUUUAAGCAGCUGCCGCCGAACGACCAGUUCACGCUGCUGAGGAGCUGCUGGGCACCGCUCUUCAUACUGGGUCUGGCCCAGGAGCACGUGGAUUUCGAGGUGACGGACAUCCCGGCCGACAGCAUGCUGAAGAAGAUCCUCCUGAACCGCCAGGGGAGGCCCGAGCUGGAGAGAGAGCAGCCCACCAUGGCCGGCGUCGGCAAGCUCAAGUCAUGCCUCAAGAAGUUUUGGAGUUUGGAUUUGAGCCCAAAGGAAUAUGCGUACCUGAAGGGGACCACGAUAUUUAACCCAGAUGUACCGGAUUUAAAGGCAGGCAUCUUCGUUGAAGGCUUGCAGCAGGAGGCCCAGCACGCCCUGAGCGAGGUGGUCCAGCUCCUCCACCCGGGGAAUCAGGAGCGUUUCGCUCGGAUCCUGGUCACAGCCUCCAUGCUGCAGAGCAUCACGCCCAGCCUCAUCAUUGAACUCUUCUUUCGGCCAGUCAUAGGCCAGGCUGAUCUUUUGGAGCUGUUGGUCGACAUGUUAUUCUGCAGAUAA
This is a messenger RNA of Salarias fasciatus (jewelled blenny), 777 nucleotides long. It is a transcript of the gene nr0b2a, whose product is annotated as nuclear receptor subfamily 0, group B, member 2a. Lineage: Eukaryota; Metazoa; Chordata; Actinopteri; Blenniiformes; Blenniidae. The coding region runs from base 1 to 777 and encodes 258 amino acids. Gene Ontology annotation, biological process: circadian rhythm; negative regulation of transcription by RNA polymerase II. Gene Ontology annotation, molecular function: transcription factor binding; transcription corepressor activity. The transcript is spliced from 2 exons. The record is from RefSeq and is a predicted model, not a curated record. Gene Ontology annotation, cellular component: nucleus; cytoplasm.